Phytophthora sojae is the source of this 606-nucleotide messenger RNA. RefSeq lists its product as hypothetical. Lineage: Eukaryota; Oomycota; Peronosporomycetes; Peronosporales; Peronosporaceae. The transcript has a single exon. The record is from RefSeq and is a predicted model, not a curated record. Bases 1 to 606 code for a protein of 201 amino acids.
AUGUGCUUGUGCUCGUUCAAUAUCCAGCCGUUCGUGCCGCAGUGGGCGUCCUCGGCCUGCAGCGACCUGGGGCUGCGCAAGCUGGCGCCCGUCAAGUCCUCGCGACCGCGGCGCAAGGUGCGCCACCGCCACGCCAAGCGCGCGUGGUGCGACAGCCUCAUCUACUCCAACCUGGUGUACGCGCUGGCGGCGCUCAUCUCGUUCAGCUGCGACCAGAACUUCUGCGGCGUGCUGCAGAUGGGCGCGGCCGUGGCCUCCACCAUGUUCCACCGCUCCAAGGAGACCAAGUACCUGCUGCUGGACGCGCUCAUCAGCGGCACGCUCGGCGUCAUCUUCAUCUUCGCCGGCCAGCACACGCUCACCAACGAGUGGUACGGCAUCCUGGCCAUCAAGACGCUGCUGGGCCUGCUCUGCAUCUUCACGUGGCUCUACUGCGGCAUGCCCGGCGGCGAGCGCUACGACAAGUGGCACAAGCGCUGGCACUACGUGUCGGGCGCGACCACGAUCUCGACCACGCUGUUCCUGACCAUGUACCUCCCGGAGUUUGAUCUGCUCAUGCACGAGCUCAUCCAGGACAUUGUUAUCGUCAGAAGCAUGUUUAUCUAA